Molecule: messenger RNA, 954 nt
Organism: Molossus molossus (Pallas's mastiff bat)
Lineage: Eukaryota; Metazoa; Chordata; Mammalia; Chiroptera; Molossidae
Product: olfactory receptor 6K6-like
Exons: 1
Coding region: 7-954 (315 amino acids)
Biological process (GO): G protein-coupled receptor signaling pathway
Cellular component (GO): membrane
Molecular function (GO): olfactory receptor activity; G protein-coupled receptor activity
Source: RefSeq, a predicted model, not a curated record
CGGUCCAUGGCCAGUGGGAAUCAGACAAUGGUCACUGAGUUUCUCUUCUCUGUGUUUCUUCAUCUGCAUGGAAGUAGUUUAUUGUUCUUUAUUCCAUUGCUCCUCAUCUAUGGAUUUAUCAUAACUGGGAACCUAGUGACAUUUAUUGUCAUCCAGCUGGAUAUAGCCCUGCACACCCCCAUGUAUUUCUUCAUUAGUGUCCUCUCCUUCCUGGAGAUCUGGUAUACCACAACCACCAUCCCCAAGAUGCUCUCCAGCCUGGUCAGUGAGCAGAAGACCAUCACUCUGGGAGGCUGCCUCAUGCAAAUGUACUUCUUCCACUCUAUUGGUAUCACAGAAGGUUUUGUCCUGACACUGAUGGCCAUUGACAGGUACAUAGCUAUCUGCAAUCCCCUCCGAUAUUCAACUAUCAUGACUUUCAAUCUUUGUAUCCAGCUGACAGCUGGAUCCUGUCUUUGUGGCUUCCUCUUUGUACUUCCUGAGAUUGCAUGGAUUGGCACACUGCCGUUUUGUGGCUCCAAUGAGAUCCAGCAGAUCUUCUGUGACUUCACACCUGUGCUGAGCUUGGCCUGUACAGAUACCUCCUUGGUGGUCAUUGUGGACGCCAUACAUGCAGCGGAGAUUGUGGCCUCCUUCCUGGUCAUUGCCCUAUCAUACAUCAAGAUCAUCAUGGUGAUCCUGCGGAUACCCUCAGCUGAGGGUCGUCACAAGGCCUUUUCCACCUGCGCUGCCCACCUUGCAGUGUUCUUGCUGUUUUUUGGUAGUGUCGCUGUCAUGUAUUUGCGCUUCUCAGCCACCUACUCCGUGUUUUGGGACACAGUCAUUGCUGUCACUUUUGUUAUCCUUGCUCCCUUCCUCAAUCCCAUUAUCUAUAGCUUGAGAAACAAAGACAUAAAAACUGCUAUUGAGAAGCUUUUCUGCUAUCAGAAGGGAGCGGUUAGGGUUGAGAGGUAG